Messenger RNA from Enterobius vermicularis (human pinworm), 255 nucleotides. The record is from the annotation of a GenBank genome assembly. NCBI's taxonomy places the organism in Eukaryota, Metazoa, Nematoda, Chromadorea, Rhabditida, Oxyuridae.
AUGGAUGGUGACGAUGUUGAUCUUGAUGCUUUGGCAGCAACGUUGAACAGCAUUAGAAUAUGUCAAAAAUCACUACUUGCUCAUACAUCAGUAAAAUGUGACGGUAAAGCAGCACCAUUUACGAUAUACGGAGGUGCGGAAUGUGAUCAGUUGGUACUGAUCGACAUUGUUCAUCAUCCAGACCUGCUCGGCGUUCUGACAACCAACGAUAUCAUCAUAUCUGUCAACGAUAGGUGUCCUUACCUUUUUGACUAA